Messenger RNA from Paramecium tetraurelia, 1233 nucleotides. RefSeq lists its product as uncharacterized. The record is from RefSeq and is a predicted model, not a curated record. The transcript is spliced from 3 exons. Lineage: Eukaryota; Ciliophora; Oligohymenophorea; Peniculida; Parameciidae.
AUGAAAGCGAAUAAAAAAAAAUAAGUUUAAUUUGUCUAAGGAACUUUUAAAGCUAUAGAUAAUACAUCAUCCAUAAAAUCAAGCUAUAUUGAAUAGAAUUUAAUAAACGAAAAAGAAUUCGAAAGAAAUUCAAACUUUUCUGAUUCUGAAUUUAUAUCGACUUGUAGAUAACUAUUAGUUUGUUAGAAUUGUGCCAAUGAUCUCAUAAGUUAAUAUAAAGAGUUAUAUCAAAAUUUCUUGAGUAGAAAUGAAAAAUUCUUGUUUUUAUAAAGUGAUUUAAAGCAAUAUAGAAUCUAAUGUGAAAUUCAUACUUCAAAUUAGAUUCUAUAAAAGGGAAAUGAUUUAUUUAGUAAUACCAAAUAAAAGCAAUCCCAUAAUUUACUUGAACAAAAUAGAUUAAGUAUAAUGGAUUUUCCAAAGUUUUUAUACAAAGGAGAAUUCGAAAUUAUAAUACGUGCUGAUGUUUUUAAGGCUCAAGUAAAUUACUUUCUUAAAUAAAUGCAAGUAAAAGAGAAAAUUGAUAAUGAAAAAGAUAUUAUUAUGCACAUAAAUGAUAUAGUGGAUCCUGAAGACAACAUCAAAUUCAAUGAAUUUAUUCGAUAAAGAGAUAAUUAAAUAAUAAUUAAUUAUGAUUAUGAAUAGUAUAUUCUCUUCGAUAAAAUUUUAAAAUUUGGUACAACAGUAUUAGAUGUUUAAAUUUAAGAUAAUUUUAAUUUGAAAAUAUUAAGAGCAAUUAGUUCUCUGAUUUUAGAGCAAAUUUUAAAUGGUAGGGAUCAAUUUAUUUAGAAGUAUCAUUUAAAAAUAAAUUUCAUAAGAAUUCUUAAAUAUUUAAUCAUAUAAAAAAUUGAGAGUAGAAUUCAGCAAAUAGAAUUUGAGAAAUAAUAAAAAAUGCUAAUUGCAUAUAUAGAGCAAGAAGAGAAAUAAAUUGAAGCCAAAAAGGAGAAAUAAAGAAAAAAGAGAUAAUAAAGAAAGUUAAAAAAGAAAGUUAAUUAAUAAUUAGAAUAGUUAGAAGAGGAUGAAGAGGAUGAUGAAGAAACUAAAAAUUUUUGUUGCGAAGUAAAUGUCAAAACCUAAAAUGGAGAAUCUUAACACACAGACAAAGAAAUUUUAACAGAAUUGUUGAUUCUUAAAAGAAAUAUAAAUGAAAUCAAUCAAAAAAGAAAAUAGCUUAGGGAAACUAUUAGAAAAGAGUGGGAUAACUAUUAAAAAUAGUUUAAAGCAUUAAAACAAUGA